Molecule: messenger RNA, 3648 nt
Organism: Trypanosoma cruzi
Lineage: Eukaryota; Euglenozoa; Kinetoplastea; Trypanosomatida; Trypanosomatidae
Product: NADH-dependent fumarate reductase, putative
Exons: 1
Coding region: 1-3648 (1215 amino acids)
Biological process (GO): protein flavinylation
Molecular function (GO): oxidoreductase activity; FMN binding
Source: RefSeq, a predicted model, not a curated record
AUGUUCUCAACAAUGCGCAUUUUACUCCGCACCGCCACGAUCGGCGUCGCCACGGGGACAAUGGCGAUGACAACAACUUUGGUGUCUGGUGCACAUCUUGCCGCAGUACGGUGGUCCUCCUCCUCGACGUCGGACAAUUCACCGGCACUCUUGUCGCAGCGAAGUUUUUUUUCCGGAGGCGCCGAUGGUCGCUCCUCCGCGUCGAUUGUCGUGGUCGAUGCUGAGCUUGCCGCAAAGGAGCGUGACCGCAUCGCACGUGAGAUGUUGUCGCAGAACAUGCCUAGCCCUCAUGCCGAGGAGCGAUUGGUGGUGACGAUGAGGGGACUGGAGCACACUGUGCCGUAUACCCUUCGUAUCGUUCUGAACGGGCCAAACGAAGCAAAGAAUGGUGAAGUCAUAGCGGGGAAAGUAUUAAAAGAGGCCUUCGAGGUUGUGGAUCAGCAUUUGAAUCACUAUAACCCGGAGAGCGAGGUGUCGGCAAUCAACCAGCUUCCUUUAGGGGCGAAGCACACCAUGUCACAGCACAUGCGACGUGUGAUGGAGUGUUGCGUACGGGUCUACGCAUCCAGUGGAGCCUGCUUUGACCCUGCCACAGGACCGCUGGUUGAAUUUCUUCGUUCUGUCAUGAAGGAUGAGAAGAGUGACGCAGAGUCAACACUUACGGAAGAGGAAGUGGAGCGCUUUUGCCUGCCUCAGAGUUUUGAUGUAAAUAUGACAGACGGCACCAUCGCCCGCAAGCACGAGGGUGCCAAGUUGGAUUUGGGUGGUGUAAACAAGGGCUACACUGUGGACCGUGUGGUGGAAAAGCUUAACGCAGCUGGGAUGCGGGAUGUGAUGUUUGAAUGGGGAGGUGAUUGCCGUGCAACGGGAGUGAAUUAUCAGCAUCAGCCAUGGGCCAUUGCCAUUGUGCGCCCACCGCCUGUCGAGGUGGUGGAACAGCACGCCAAGGAAGGGUUGGAUGAAAAAAAGGAGGCAUCACAGUUGCUUCGACUCAUGUAUCUUGACGAUGAGGCACUUUGUACGAGUGGCGACUAUGAAAAUGUCAUGUACAGUCCAAAAUAUGGUGUCCGCAGCAACAUCUUUGACUGGAAAAAGAGAAGUCUGCUGGAGCCAGUUGAAAGUGAACUGGCGCAGGUUUCCAUCAAGUGCUACAGUGCAAUGUACGCUGACGCACUUGCAACGGCAAGCCUCAUCAAACGUGACAUUUCAAAAGUACGGCAUAUGUUGGAGGAAUGGCGUCACUCGCGAAAUCGCGUCACGAAUUACGUUACCUACACACGACAGGGCGAACGCGUAGCCCGUAUGUUUGAAAUAGCAACAGAAAAUGCCGAGAUUCGCAAAAACCGUAUUGCCGGUUCUCUUCCUGCACGCGUAAUUGUUGUGGGUUGUGGUCUUGCCGGGUUGUCUGCAGCCAUCGAGGCCACCGCCUGCGGAGCCCAAGUCAUCCUGCUGGAGAAGGAACCGAAGGUUGGUGGCAACAGCGCCAAGGCAACGUCCGGCAUCAAUGGCUGGGGCACACGCGCACAGGCACUGGAUGACAUCCAAGAUAACUGCAAUAUAUUUGAGCGCGAUACGCACAAAUCGGGUCUCGGCGGCAGCACCGUCCCCAGUCUGGUGCGCACACUCUCCGUAAAGAGCGGGGAUGCCAUUUCUUGGCUUUCGUCGCUUGGCGUUCCACUGACAGUGCUUUCGCAGCUUGGCGGGCACAGCCGCAAGCGCACGCACCGUGCCCCCGAUAAGGCAGACGGCACUCCUGUGCCCAUUGGCUUCACCAUCAUGCGGACGCUUGAGCAGCACGUUCGCACGAAGCUGGCGGAUCGCGUUACGAUCAUGGAAAGCACUGUCGUCACUUCGCUUCUAAAUGAGAUCAAAGGUACACCCGAUGGUGGGCGUGAAGUGAGAGUCACGGGCGUUACUUACAAGAAGUCCGAUGAGAAGGAGGCAGGUUCGAUGAAACUUACCGCGGAUGCCGUCAUUCUCGCCACCGGCGGCUUUUCAAAUGAUCACAUGUCGCAAUCACUCAUUGGCGAGUUUGCGCCAGAGUUGUCCGGCUUCCCCACAACCAAUGGACCGUGGGCCACGGGUGACGGCGUCAAGCUUGCACGACGCCUUGGUGCCACACUUGUCGACAUGGAAAAGGUACAACUUCACCCGACAGGCCUCAUCGACCCGAAAGACCCCGCAAACCCGACCAAGUACCUUGGCCCGGAGGCGCUGCGUGGGUCGGGCGGCGUCCUGCUAAACAAGAAGGGUGAGCGGUUUGUCAAUGAGCUUGAACUCCGUUCCGUGGUCUCCAACGCCAUCAUUGAGCAGGGCGACGAAUAUCCAUAUUCAGGCGGUAGCAAGUUUGCCUUCUGUGUGCUCAAUGACGCAGCGGUGAAGCUCUUUGGCGUCAAUCUGUUGAACUUUUACGCAAAUACUUUGGGAGUGUUUAAGCGUGUGGAUGACCUGCAGGGGCUGGCAAUGCUCAUUGGUUGUGAUGUUUUAACUUUGCAGAAUACGCUGGAAACAUACGAGUCAAGCAGUAUUGUUACCUCCGCGUGUCCAUUUACGGGAAAGGUUGUCUACCCGUGUGUGGUGGGACCGCAGGGUCCCUUUUAUGUUGCCUUUGUGACGCCGUCGAUCCACUACACAAUGGGCGGCUGCCUCAUCUCGCCCUCGGCAGAAAUUCAGCGUGAACACUAUUCUCUGAACCUUCUUGAGAAUCAACGUCCCAUUCUUGGCUUGUUUGGUGCGGGCGAGGUGACGGGCGGGGUGCAUGGUGGAAACCGGCUUGGUGGCAAUUCGCUGCUGGAAUGCGUCGUCUUUGGCCGCAUUGCUGGGGAUCGUGCCGCAACAAUCCUGCAGAAGCAAGUGUAUGCGCUUUCAAAGGAUAAGUGGACAUCCGUUGUGGUCCGUGAAUCCCGCAGUGGUGAACGGUUUGGGACCGGCUCUCGUGUGCUGCGGUUUAACCUUCCGGGUGCCUUGCAGCGUUCUGGACUUUACCUCGGCCAGUUUAUUGCCAUCCGCGGUGAGUGGGAUGGCCAGCAGCUCAUUGGGUACUACAGCCCCAUCACAUUGCCGGAUGAACGUGGCGUCAUAUCUAUCCUUGCCCGUGGGGACAAGGGGACUUUGAAGGAGUGGAUUUCUGCCAUGCGCCCUGGUGACUCCGUAGAGAUUAAAAGUUGCGGUGGCAUUCUCAUUGAGCGCAAUCCGGCGAAGAAGCAAUUUCUCUUCCACGGACAUGUUAUACGGCAAUUCGGGCUUAUUGCGGGGGGCUCAGGCGUGGCACCGAUGCUGCAGAUCAUUCGUGCCGCGCUGGAACGCCCAUACGUGGAUACAACGGAGUCCAUCCGUUUAGUUUACACCGCCGAGGAAUAUGAAGAGUUAACGUACCGUGAACUGCUUCAUCACUAUUCCAAGGAGAAUCCGGACAAGUUUUCCGUUGAAUUUUCUCUUAACAACCCACCGGAGGGAUGGACCGGGGGUGUUGGCUUCGUUGAUCGUCCGUCGCUGCGGAAAACACUGCAGCCUCCUUCGAAUGAUCUGCUUAUUGCCAUCUGCGGCCCGCCCGCUAUGCAGCGUGCAAUGAAGAACGACCUGCUGGCUAUGGGCUAUAACCCAGCGCUUGUGCACACGGUGGAUGAUGACAUGCAAGCCGCACUGUAA